This is a messenger RNA of Coccomyxa subellipsoidea C-169, 189 nucleotides long. RefSeq lists its product as hypothetical. Lineage: Eukaryota; Viridiplantae; Chlorophyta; Trebouxiophyceae; Coccomyxaceae. The transcript is spliced from 3 exons. The record is from RefSeq and is a predicted model, not a curated record. Bases 1 to 189 code for a protein of 62 amino acids.
AUGUGGAGCGUGGCCGGGGAGCCCAUAGGCCUGGACUCGUCACCAAUGCCUUUGGUGAAAGCUCCAGUCAUCCAGGGAGACCAGAAGGGGUCAGCCCAUAGCAAGCAUAAUGCAGAGGAGCAGAGGGCACGUGGCAAUGCUGAACGCCAGGGCGAGGAGGGCAUGAAGAGGGCGAAAGUGGACCUCUAA